Laetiporus sulphureus 93-53 is the source of this 663-nucleotide messenger RNA. RefSeq names its product OPA3-domain-containing protein. The record is from RefSeq and is a predicted model, not a curated record. Gene Ontology annotation, cellular component: mitochondrion. The transcript is spliced from 5 exons. The coding region runs from base 1 to 663 and encodes 220 amino acids. Lineage: Eukaryota; Fungi; Basidiomycota; Agaricomycetes; Polyporales; Laetiporaceae. Gene Ontology annotation, biological process: regulation of lipid metabolic process.
AUGGCUUCCACCAAGAUUGCCAUACUCCUCAUCCGAACCAUAGCGAAACCCAUCAGCAACCAGAUCAAGACACAAGCCAAACAGCAUGAGAAGUUCCGCGAAUUCUGCGUGAACCUCGCACAGGGAAUGUACAGGACGGAACUUAAUAUGCGGACGAACCUACUAGGAGAACCGACGAAGCACAUCCGUCCGCUGUCGGAGACGAGAGCAAUAGAGAAUGGCGCGAACGCCCUUGCAGAAGGAUUCUUGUUCAGCGUAGCCGCGAUACUCAUACUAGGUGAAACAUGGCGGUCAUCACGAAAUCAAUCGAAACGGAGGGACAGUGUGGAUGAUGCACUGGAGGAGCUCCAGACUAAGGUCGCGCAAUUGACGGACAAGACACAGACUCUCCAACAGGCACUGGAUGAGCGAUGGGAGGAGGAGAAACAGCGCAACGACGAAUUAGCUCGCAUAUUGGAACGCGUUGUCGAGAUUGGCCUCCGUGGCGGUUGGGCUGAGUUCGAGGGUACACCGCUAUCAUUACCCCGUAUUCAGCUCACGCCGUUUCGCACGUCGCGGCUUUCGUCCUCUGAUUCUGAAAGCGACGCUUCCGCGUCGCAAACGUCGAAACCAGGGAACGCUUCUCCAUUCGACUCUUCUGACAGCAGACCGUCACCGUCAUGA